Ornithorhynchus anatinus (platypus) is the source of this 932-nucleotide messenger RNA. RefSeq names its product BLOC-1 related complex subunit 8 (gene BORCS8). NCBI's taxonomy places the organism in Eukaryota, Metazoa, Chordata, Mammalia, Monotremata, Ornithorhynchidae. The coding region runs from base 44 to 370 and encodes 108 amino acids. The record is from RefSeq and is a predicted model, not a curated record. The transcript is spliced from 4 exons. Gene Ontology annotation, cellular component: BORC complex.
UUCCUCCUUCCCCGCUCUGACCCGGCCCCUUCCUACCCCCCUCAUGGAGGAGCCGGAGAUGCAGCUCAAGGGAAAAAAAGUUACAGACAAAUUCACAGAAAGCGUGUAUGUCUUAGCCAAUGAGCCAUCGGUGGCACUGUACAGGUUACAGGAGCAUGUGAGGCGGUCACUCCCCGAACUGGCACAGCACAAGUCUGACAUGCAGAGUUGGGAGGAGCAGAGUCAAGGCGCCAUAUACACGGUGGAGUAUGCUUGCAGCGCUAUAAAGAACAUGACGGACAGUAGCGUGUAUUUCCGCAGCAUCGAAGGGCUGCUGAAGCAGGCCAUCAGCUUCAAGGACCAGAUGACUUCUUCACAGGGUCGCAGGUAGCUCUGGAAAAGACGGACCAAACUCUCUUAGCCGCCGUUCCUGUUUCUUUUAGGGAGCUUCAAGCUCUCUGUAAAGGAAUUCCCCCGGUAGAAGACCAUCCCGACUGAUGCUUCCUCAGUCCUAAAACCGUUAUAAUGCCUGGUGGCUUUUUCACCUCACAGUUCUCAUGCGGGAGAGCAUUUGCAAGAUGUUAGAAGAAAAAUAGCUAAAAUAACUUCAUGCCUACUUGGAAAAGUGGGGGAGGGCGGGGAGGGUCGUGUUUUGGGGGGUUUCCGUUCAUAUUAAUGGAUGAAUGCUUGAGCUGCAGAGCAGGUUUUAACCCUGAGUCUAACUAACCUGGGAUGUUGUCUUUGGAUGGAGAUAUUUAGAGAUCAGAGCCCCUCCGUAGGCAGGAGGAGCAGAAAAUGCCUAUUUGGUCCCAAGCACUUGUAUUCCACCCCUACGCCCUAUCUGGCACCUGACUGUAAAACAGGUUGGCAGAGCUGAAGACUACAAGCUCGUGUCGACGUUACCAUGGCAAACAUCUGUUUAAAGGGAACGAAUAAAAGUCCCACCAGUGGAA